Messenger RNA from Lactuca virosa, 624 nucleotides. The record is from the annotation of a GenBank genome assembly. Lineage: Eukaryota; Viridiplantae; Streptophyta; Magnoliopsida; Asterales; Asteraceae.
AUGGUCCAGAAGAUUAAGAAGAAUAAGAGACAACUUGAAGAUCCACUUGACAAAUUCAAUGUAGAAACAGAUAAUGGAAGUGACAGCAAAAGAUCUGAUAUUCGGAUUGAUGACUCUAGGCUUGGGUCACCUCGAAGAGAUUCUCCUAUCAAGUCGAUUUUCGAGGAGACUGGAAAUCCUGGGGCCAAUACUCAGGAGAAUCAUCUUCGAAGUCUGGUGGAAAGUAUUGAGAAGCAACAAGUUGAAAGGCCGGAGGUUCAUGCCAAAUGUUUUGAGUACGAUAUUCAAAAGCCACGUGAUGUUGCUAAGGAGCAUCAUGAUCUUUUCGUUGAGAAAUUGAAGACUAUGAAAGAGUCUGUGGAUCUCAAGAUGGCUGAACUUAAAUCGGAGAUGGCCAAAGAGGUUGACAAGAUAGAGAAAAUUUAUUUUGUCCUACAUGGAAAAGUUGAUGUUGCUACUGAUCCCAUUGUGAAGUUGCUUGAUUAUAAUACAACUUAUUCGACCAAUCUUGAUGUGAAAUCAGAUCAAGAUUCUAAGGUGUUUGCAAAAUUGGAGGAAUUCUUUUCAAGUAUUAAGGAGUCAGUUUCAAAGAUUGAUAUCUCGACUCAGUCAACCGUGUCUUAG